Sesamum indicum (sesame) is the source of this 2379-nucleotide messenger RNA. Its product is annotated as pre-rRNA-processing ESF1-like protein. The record is from RefSeq and is a predicted model, not a curated record. NCBI's taxonomy places the organism in Eukaryota, Viridiplantae, Streptophyta, Magnoliopsida, Lamiales, Pedaliaceae. Gene Ontology annotation, cellular component: nucleus. Gene Ontology annotation, molecular function: RNA binding. Gene Ontology annotation, biological process: rRNA processing.
GUCUCUGUGUCUGUGUUCGUGUCCGCGUCUGUCUCUAUGGGGGGCUCUGAGGAGAAAGAGAGGCAAAAGAAGAUGAAGAAAAACAGUAAGAAGAAGAAGGGCAGUGGGCAGGGAAGUGAAGGAGCUCCUCCUCCUCCUCAGGUGAUAACCGAUGAUCGAUUUGCGUCUGCUCAGACCGACCCUCGCUUCUUGGAAGCACCAAAGAAGCGCUCCAAAGUGCCUAUUGAUUCUCGCUUCCGACAUGUCUUUACCCACAACAGCUUCACCUCAUCCAAUGCUUCUGUAGACAAGAGAGGCAAACCCAACAACAACAAUAAAGCCGCCAUCUCUCUCAAGCACUACUAUCGCCUUCAACAACAACCCGGUGAAAAUGAUAAUGAGAUUCAGAAUGAAAAUUCUCAAAUUGAAGAAGAUGAUCAAAGUGACAGAGAUGUUGAACCUGACCGAAUUGGUCGCCAAACUGAGAGUGAAAACGAGACAUCAAGUGAGACUCCCGAGGACGACGACGACGUGGAGAGUCUUGAUGGAUCAUCAUCUACUAGCACUUCAGAUUCAGAUGACCAAUAUAUGGAUGAAGAGGAGGAAGAUACCUUUAUGCAGCUGGAGGACAAUGUACCAGAAAUUGAUGAGGAAACACGAAGGCUAGCCGUUGUUAAUCUGGACUGGAGUCAAGUUAGGGCUGUUGACUUAUAUGUUUUGCUAAGUUCCUUUCUUCCUAAAGGGGGUCAAAUUCUGUCUGUUGCUGUCUAUCCAUCUGAGUUUGGACUUAAGCGCAUGGAAGCAGAGGCUAUCAGUGGUCCUAUUGGAUUAUAUGAUGAUGAGGAGAAGGAUGAUGAUGAUGAUGGGGAGGAUGAUGAGAUUGAUAACAAGAAGCUCCGUGCUUAUGAAUUAAGUCGGCUGCGGUAUUAUUAUGCUGUUGUAGAAUGUGAUUCAAGUUCUACCGCAGACUACCUCUACAAAACUUGUGAUGGGGUUGAGUUUGAAAGAUCAGCAAAUAAGUUGGAUUUGAGAUUCAUUCCAGAUUCCAUGGAUUUUAAGCAUCAGCCACGUGAUGUUGCGACUGAGGCACCAGCGGAUUAUGAAGGUUUAGAUUUUCAAACACGAGCAUUGCAACACAGCAACAUUCAUCUCACUUGGGAUGAAGAUGAACCACAGCGUGCGAAGAUGUUUAAGAGAAAAUUCAAUGAUGAGCAGCUUGCUCAGUUGGAGUUGAAAGAGAUCUUGGCAUCUGAUGAGAGCGAAACAGAUGACGAACAAAAGCCAGAUAAAUACCGUGCUCUGAUUCUAUCAGGGGGCGGCUCAGAUGAAGAUCAUGAAGAGGAUAGUUUGCAAGAUAUGGAGGUUACUUUUAAUUCUGGUUUAGAAGAUAUAAGCAAACGUAUUUUAGAAAAGAAGGACAAGAAAUCAGAAACUGUUUGGGAGGCAUAUCUCAGAAAGAGAAAAGAGAAAAGAAAGGCGUCAAAAAAUAGGUCCAAGUAUUCAUCAGAUUCAGAGGAAAAGAGUAGUGAUACUGAUCAAGAACUUGCAGAACAACCAGAUGACUUUUUUGUUGAAGAGCCUUCAACCAUGGAAAGUAAGGGCACUCCAGUUAAAAGCACUAAAAAAGGAAAAUCAAGUGAAGAGACCAUCCGAGAAGCUGAAGCAAGUAGGGCCGAACUUGAGUUAUUAACUGCUGAUGACAAGGGAGCAGAUGCCAACUUAAAGGGCUACAACUUGAAACCCAAGAAGAGCAAAGGAAAGAAAGGGAAGGGAAUUCCAGACGAGGAGAAAAUACCAGCUGCUGACUAUGAUGAUACACGUUUUUCAGCUUUAUUUACCUCACCACUCUUUGCUCUGGAUCCAACUGAUCCUCAAUUCAAAAGGAGUGCAGCUUAUGCUCGGCAGGUUACAAAGAAACAGAAGACAUACGAGCAGCAAAGUGUUGGACAAAUGGGUCAGGAAGAGAAAGCAACUUCUGAUGGAUUGGCUAAGAGAAAGGAGAAGAAUGAGUUGUCUGCAUUAGUUAGGUCAAUCAAAAUGAAGUCGAAGGAAGUCGCUUUACCCAGUCAAGGUAAGGUAGCUCGGAAAUACAAACAUUUGCAGUACAAGGAGAAGAUGAAAAAAUAAGAGAAGUAAGAUGUUAUCCCCACAGUUUGGAGUAAAAGAGUUGCUUAUUUAUUCUGGUGGUGGAAAAGGAAUGUUGAGAGUUUGCAGAUAUUUGAAACUAAUUUUUGAAAGGGAACUUGUGAACUUGCUUCUCCAAUCGUCUCCUCAUUUGUUUGCAAUUCUAUAUAUCAUGUUUCUUAUGGGCAGUAUUCUUUUUUGCCUUGGCAUUUUGGUAACAUAGUUAUACCCUUUGAAUUUUCAUUUCUCUGCAAAUCAAGCAAGAAUUUGAUCUCA